AUGGAGCCGGUCUUCAACAUUGUCACCCGCGAUGAGCUUCAAGAUGUGCAAGUGGAGCUGAAGCGCCUCCACCAUGUACAACAGCUGCAUGGGGAGCGAAUACGCAUGUUAGAGAAACGCCAGGCUGAUGACGCUGCCUUGAAGUCCGUCUGGAACUCGCCCUUCCCGAGUGUACUCGGCGGGACUCCGCAACAUGGACCGGUACACAUUCCGUCAACCGAGCUGUUUGGCGACCUCGACGAGCAGGGUGAUCACCUGCUCGGGACCCUGCGGCUCGAACCUGACGACGAGCCGAUACGAAGGGGCGCAGCAUCGCGGGCUAACAGCGUUCGGUUUGAUGAGAGUGCCCUGCAUGGUGCUAACUUUGGCCACGGCGGUCGUCACUCGGGUGAUUUUGGCCCCGGCCGGCCGUCUAGCGGCAUGGGUGGCCACCAGAUGAUGGAGCGCACGUAUUCGCACAAGUCGGACGGCAGACACAGCUCGGCAGGUCACUCGGUCCACUCGGUGCAUUCGGGCAUCUCUGGGCGCACCAGUAGUCUUGGUCUUGACACAAAUUUCAUGAUUGGCGGUCGCGAGGAUGAUUCACCACUGGAUGUCCCCGAGCCGCCUGCCGUUUACUACAUCUUAGGUUCGCCCCCGUCCAUCAUUCGGUGCUGGUUGACGACGAAUUGGACGUCCGAGGGGCUGUUGUAUGCCGUAGUGUGCACCGGAUCCCAGAAGUCGACGGUUGAAUACUCGCUGCUUAGAGAACUUGACCUGGUCAACCGAAUCCACAGGGAUGUGGACGGUAUUCACAGGAUCACGCUCCCUGUCUUUCUGGCCGAGGCCCGCGUCGUGCAGGCCAACUCUCGGUCGACAAGCCCUGCCCCGCAGCUUCCCAGCAUCACGGCUUCCUUCGAGGUGACUGGCAUGGAUCAACCCGAGGUGCCGCCCGAGGCUAAGAAGGGCAUCCGUGUCUGCAUCGGCAGCCAUACUCUCCGGAUGCACAGCGCUGACAUCCUGCUCUCCCAAAACCUCAUGACUCUGUACGGGAGCGAUCGCGAUAAGCUUUCGAUCCCAUUUGUACGGCCUGAAGAUGAUUCUGUUUUUAAGUACCUCACAACAACCCACGUGCUGCCGAGCAAGCCUAAGCUGAAUGCUGCCGCGCCGGAGUUUGUGACCAGUGAGAGGCUGGUGAAGGAGUUGGCAGCUCAGCCUGUUAGGGACCAGAGCGUAUCUGAAGCUAGGCCAGUUGAGAAUGGUAUCGGAGAAAAGGCUUCAUCGACGGCCGUAACUCCCCCGAGCCAGCCCUCCAAGCCUGUGGAAUCUUCCAAUACUACGUCUGAAAAUGGCGAGAAACAGCAGCAGCAGCAGCCCGCCGAGUCCAGCCAGCCAGAGCCUGUCCAACCUUCGAAAAAGGAAUCGUCCACCACGUCGACGACUACGACCAUGGAACCCGUCCGUCGCGAAACUACCGUAGCAGCAGCCAUCCGAACCCCUUGGCGUCAGACAGCCGCUGGCCUGGGUGAUGGUACGCCUUUGAGUGGCUACCAGCCCGCUGCUCGGCCCCGCAGCAUGAAGGUUCUUCGUCCCAACAAAUCCAGCAGCUCGUCGACAACUCGGACUGGAGCGGCCUAUGAGCCGGCGCCGCCCCCUCGGAAUGGCGUCGCCAACAGUAACGGCCCAAAUGACCAGCGUCGAAAGGGACAGGAAGGGGGUAACUCAGGCUCGGGUAACACCGUCACAUGGGGCCCCAAGAGGAGCGUGAGCACCUCUGCGGUGGGUAAUUUCGGCGGCAGCGGUGAGGUUGGCAAACAAGAGGGUUUGACGGCAGGAACGGUAGGGAUAAAGAUCCCUCCUGCGCCCAGAACGGCGAAUAACCCGCUAGGAAGUGCAACGGCCUUCUCGUGGAUAGCAACGCCGGCGCAGCCUAGCACAAAGGCGAAUGGGUCAGCUGCUGCCGCGGAGUGA
Molecule: messenger RNA, 1950 nt
Organism: Thermochaetoides thermophila DSM 1495
Lineage: Eukaryota; Fungi; Ascomycota; Sordariomycetes; Sordariales; Chaetomiaceae
Exons: 2
Coding region: 1-1950 (649 amino acids)
Source: RefSeq, a predicted model, not a curated record